Molecule: messenger RNA, 1785 nt
Organism: Gallus gallus (chicken)
Lineage: Eukaryota; Metazoa; Chordata; Aves; Galliformes; Phasianidae
Product: translation initiation factor IF-2-like
Exons: 2
Coding region: 305-1240 (311 amino acids)
Source: RefSeq, a predicted model, not a curated record
CUCCGGCCCGGCGGGGAGAUUUCCCCCCCCCCCGCCACCAACACACACACACACACACACACACACACACACACACACACACGCUCGCGGUGGCCCCGGGGAGGGAAGGAGGGAGGGGCGGUGCGCGCCCCCCCGCGCCGUCUGUCACGCCUUGGCCCCGCACAGGCAGCGCCGGAGCGGCAGCAGCGCUUUCCCCUUUCCCAUAUGCCGCGAGGCGAAUCGUCGCGCUGCUCUCGGCGCCGGUUACGGCCAAAAAGGGAGGGGAAAAAAAAAAAAAAAGAAAAAAAAGAAAAGUUUUCAAUUAAUGAUAAGCUCGGGGACCGGGGAAGGGGGCGGGGAGGCGGCCAAUAAGAACGGAGAGGCAAAAUGGCUGCGAGCCCUCGGGCGGCCCUGCCCGCCCCCGGCCCGCGGGGAGGGAGCCCCGGGGAAGCCCCGGCCCGAUCCACUCCGCUCCGCUCCGAGGGGCGGCCCAGGGCCGGGGGUCCCCGGCUCCGCGGCGAGGAGCGCCCGAGGACUGCGGGGACGCCGCGCCGGCGGCACCGCGCCGGCAGCCACGACGCCCCCCCCGGCCCCGGAGCGCCCCGCGGUUCCCCGCACGCCCCGCCGCAGCGCUCCGGAGGCGGCGAGGAAGGGGGAGCGCAGAUCGGCGAAGCCCGGCUCCCCCCUCCUCCCAUCCCCCGGCGGCAGCGCGGCCCCCUCCGGCCGCCCACCCGCCGCGGCAUCUCCCCGCCCGGCCGCCCGCGCCAUUUUAGAGGCGCACACACACGCGCUCGCCCACGCUCGCUCGCACACACGCACGGAGCGAGGUUUCCGCCGGAGCCAACGGCACGGCCGGGCCCGCGGCGGGGGGGCGGGGGAGGGGAAGCGGAGCGGCGCUCGCACGGCCCCGCGGCACCGCAGGCCGCCGACAUUCCCCGCUCAGAGGCUGCAGCGUAAUCCCUGCCAACAUCGCGCCUUCGGACGCGGUGGAAGGAGGCAGGGAUGGGAUGGCGGUGUUGGGGCCGUGCGGCCCUGUUUACGUGUGUGCCUUUGCUCCCAGGCGGAGCGCGUUUCGCAAGCGGUGUUCCUGCACGUGUCACACCAACACCCCGGCAGAGGGACGGGGGCUAAAAUGCUUGCACUAAAAUGGAACCGGAGCGCUUUCACCGCUGACAGCACGGCAUCCCCCGUGGAGAGCCGUGGGGACGGCCAAGGCCAGAAGGAAAAACAGCAGCACGUAAAGAGGACUGGAGAAAGAUAGAUGAAAGAGUGGGGGGGUGAGCGUCCCCCGCCCUCCUCGCUUCCCACCCCAAAGCUGCCUCGUCAAGAAAAGACCAUCAUAAAGAGAAAAGGCCCCGGUAUGUGGAGGUCACCCGCUAUAUAGAACAGAGUGCUCUGCUAGGGAGCAAAACGGUGUCACGCGCAAAUGUAGGCCAGGACCCAGUUCUGUGUGCUCCCUCGGGUUUCCCGAGGCUCUUCCACGAGGGCCGGGAGAGCGCUUUGGGUGCAGAAGCAAACUUCAGGAGCGGGCAGCGUUUUGUUCCUUAUGCCUCAAAUAGGCGUAUGGCUGUAAAUGCGCACGGACGCAUCUAAGAGCGGGCUGAGCAGAGGCUCCGAUGAGCGCCCCGCAGCUCAGGCACCGACGCCGCGGCAGCGUUUUGCCCAGCACCGCCGGCUCCGGGGGUGCGGCCCGCCCGGGUUAUCUCGGCUGCAGAGCGAUCCCAGGAGGCCGACACAGCUCCUCCUCCCGCAGCACGUGCUCCGAAGGCAAACACGCACCGCACCGCCCGCGCCUCACGGCUCCGC